AUGGCGUCCGCCACCACCUCUUCAGACGUCCGCGGCGCGGCCAAGGACACCACGACCCGCCGCAAAGUCGCCAAAGAGGAGUCGUCUUCGGGAUGGAGUACCAAGAGCAUUGAGGAGCCCUACGGAGUCUUGAUAUGCGUCCGUUGCCAUGACUUCCGCCAACGAGAUCUUCAGCUAGGCCUCGGCCUCUACUUCCUCAUUCCUUGCCAUCUCCUUAUCGCCUACCUCAUCGAAUCCGUUGCGGCGAGCCAAGCGAUUGGCCUGAAGCGGCAAGGCAAGGGUCGAAAGGAUGGCCCUUCCGCCGAAGAAGCUGCCAAGUUUCGCAAGACGUGGAUUACUGUCGCCUGGCUCCAUUCCAUCAACGUAGUCUCCAUCUUGGCCUACACCUCAUGGGUUGUGUACUAUCACAUCCACCACCCUCUCAUCGGAACCGCUACCGAACUCCACGCCAUCAUUGUCCUGCUCAAGACGUACUCGUAUGCUCUCACCAACCGCGACCUCCGCCACGCCUACCUCCACCCACGGGCCGACGGCCUUGCCUCCAUCCCCGAGCUCUACGCGCAAUGUCCCUAUCCCAACAACAUCACCAUGAGCAACCUCGUCUACUUUUGGUGGGCCCCCACCCUCGUCUACCAACCCGUGUAUCCGCGGACGGACCGGAUCCGUUGGGUCUUUGUCGCCAAGCGCGUCGGCGAAGCUUUCGGCCUCGGCGUCUUCAUCUGGUUCACCAGCGCGCAGUACGCCACCCCGCUCCUGCUCAACUCCCUCGUCAAGAUCCACACCCUCGAGUACACGGCCAUUCUAGAGCGCCUCCUCAAACUCUCCACCGUUUCCCUUGUUAUCUGGCUCGCGGGCUUCUUCGCCUUUUUCCAGUCCACCCUCAACGCCCUCGCUGAGAUCACCCGCUUCGGCGAUCGGUCCUUUUACGACGACUGGUGGAACAGCGAGAACCUCGGCGCUUACUGGCGCACUUGGAACAAGCCCGUCAUGAUGGUCUUUUUCCUAUCCGCUGUUCUCCAUGAAAUCCUCGUUGGUAUCCCCACGCACAACAUCAUUGGCGUGGCUUUUCUCGGCAUGUUUCUCCAGCUGCCUCUCAUCGCGCUCACAACGCCUCUCGGCAAGUCCAAAACCGCGACGAGCAAGCUUAUCGGAAACUCUAUCUUCUGGAUAUCCUUCACGAUCUUCGGCCAGCCCUUCGCGGCACUCAUGUACUUUUACGCGUGGCAGGCCAAAUAUGGCUCCGUGAGCAGACAGGCUAUUCCGGCCGCUUCCUCGUAG
Parascedosporium putredinis is the source of this 1278-nucleotide messenger RNA. The record is from the annotation of a GenBank genome assembly. Lineage: Eukaryota; Fungi; Ascomycota; Sordariomycetes; Microascales; Microascaceae.